AUGAUUAACGUCACAUAUAAAAGGCUUGGCGUGCUGAGAAGAACAUAUUCGCAGGUUGCUGCUCCUACAAAGAAGCAAUUGUCUCUACCUCAUAAGGAGGUUGUUGAGUUGGCAUAUGACUUGCAUCUACCCGAACGGUCGGUGAUAAAAAGGAUGCCUUGUCACCCUUCUGAACCGAUUGUAUUUCUGCACGGUCUCUUCGGAUCUAAGAGGAACUACAAGAGCGACUGCCAAAAGAUUGCAACUGCCCUGCAAACGCCAGUGUACACUUUGGAUUUGAGAAAUCAUGGUUUAUCAGAGCAUGCGAUGCCUUUUGAUUAUAACACACUGGUAAAUGAUGUUUUGAAUUUUUUGCAGAAACGUCAGCUCAAUAAAGUCAACGUUGUGGGCUACUCAUUGGGCGCAAAAAUCGCCAUGCUCGCUGCCCUUAAACACCCUGAAAAGUUUACUUCUGCCUGUAUUAUCGAUAAUUCGCCCGUGGUACAACCCCAGAUUAGACCAUUUUUGAAAGUCUUCGUGAAGUCGUGUGUUCAUGUGAUAGAUCAGGGUGCAGUAAGCGCGCGUGAUAAGCUAUGGAGACACAAAGCAUCUCAAGCGUUAAAGAGAUACAUCCCCAACGGUGGCAUCAGAGACUAUUUACUGAACAACGUCAUUAUCAAUCCUCCCAAGCGCCACGAGUACAGGUCUCCGGUUAUCGAUUAUGAGGACGGCUUUAUCCAUUUUAGGAACCCUGUCCGCCAUAUGGUCCAAUGCGCGGUUGCUGACGUAUCUGACUGGCCGGUAGAUAUAGUCCAAGGGAAGCAAUUCCUUGGUCCUGUCAAUUUCAUAAAGGGUACUAAGUCCGAUUUCAUAGAUCGAAAGGGGGAAGAUGCAAUUGCACAAUACUUUCCUUAUUAUAACGUUCAUCCAAUCAACGCUACUCACUUUAUAUUGAAUGAAAGACCGCAAGAGUAUGUGAAGGCAGUCGUAGAUUUCUUCAAGACAACCAGAGCUAAAUUAGAAAAGAAGAGGCAUACAACGGAAGCUGCAAUUAACGAUUCUCCUUCGAAGACGUUAGUCAAAGAAAGAAACGUAAACUAA
Molecule: messenger RNA, 1080 nt
Organism: Lachancea fermentati
Lineage: Eukaryota; Fungi; Ascomycota; Saccharomycetes; Saccharomycetales; Saccharomycetaceae
Source: the annotation of a GenBank genome assembly